This is a messenger RNA of Schistosoma bovis, 2372 nucleotides long. NCBI's taxonomy places the organism in Eukaryota, Metazoa, Platyhelminthes, Trematoda, Strigeidida, Schistosomatidae. The record is from the annotation of a GenBank genome assembly.
GCAUACUAGAAAAGGAAUAACAUGGGCAGUAGGCCUUCUGUCCUUGCUACACAAAUCUGAAUCCGAAGUCUGAAUGCGAAUAAGGACUGUGCAUCGCUAUAAUUUACCGACUUUUCUCUCUUUUCAGCCAUUAAAUAUACCUAGGUUAUUAUCCGUCGGUAUCGGUGAUCCACUGCUACUAGAUACGGAAGCCCAUAAGGCGAAAGCUUCUUCUAUUCCGUCCAGAACCAUCUGAACUUUGAAGAGCGGCAAAUAGGACUGUAACGUAAUAGUGUGGAUGGACUGAGGAGUUACAUAGGCGGUCAUUUCAGUAAUUUAUCAGCUGCCACGUUCGGCGCAUCUUGCUCUCUCUGACAAAUCAACUAGUCUUUCAUGAUGAAAAAAUUCAGCAGAAAGGAUUUCAAACAGUGUGAACUAAAGCCAGUCGAAAAGGAAUUAUCGAAACCCUUGCCAGGAGUCCCUAUUCAUUUUAACUAUGGGGUGUUUUUUGAUGAUGGGUACGACUACAUGCAACAUCUCAAAUCUGCUGAUAAUAAAGAGGCCUACGUAAGUUCCGGAAUUUAGUCUUUUGACGUAACUUAUGAAAAUAAGAUAGCCUCUGCUAACCUUGAAGACUGUGAAACCGCGGAAGAGUAAAAUGUUUUUUCAUUGACCAACCAAUCAGAUUUAAGACAGCGCUUGUAUAUCUGGUUGAAAUUCAUUUAUCUAUUGACUGAAUAGGGUCCUAGCGCUACAGCUGAUGCCGGUUCGUAAUGAACACUGUGACUAAUUCUCAAACCUUAAUCACGAUGCUGGUGGCUUUUCCUAAUCUCAAUAGUUUGCAACCAUAUUCUGAUCUUGUUAAGUGGUUGAACUCUACCAAGGUUACCUUAUAAUCGCUCAAAAAUCGUCUAUAAUUUAUGGUCUCAUCGUAGUUUGUGUUGAUUUAGGGUUUAUGUAUUUUUAUUACAUAGGAUCUCGUGAAUUACCCAUCUAUGACGUGAUACCCUGUACAAUGUUCAGACAUAACUUAUAUUCCAUACCGUUCUUAUGUCCUACAUUCAUCUAUCUUUACUUUAUUUCCAGACUAUAUCUGUAAUACCUGAAGAUUGUGUCAGCAAUGCUUCUAGUCAUUCUGACUCAUCUGGAAUACGUGAACCUGAAGUUGAUUACGAUGAACAUAUUAUAAGUGACCUUAAUAUGGAUUCAGAAGCAGAGUCUUUCGACACGGAAAGUGAAUUAGAGGAUAACUUUGUCGAGCUUGCAGGUGGUCACAGUGUAAAAUCUUCAGAAACCGAUAGUGAUGAUGCUAAAGUGGCUGGGGACAGCAAUUCAUUGAAUGCAAAGGCAACAGAAACAGAUAUCUCAAGGCUUUCUAAAGAUAAAGUCGCGCUCAUGGAACGUUUUCUUUACGGUGCCAACGAAAAUUCAGAUAUCACAAUUUCGAGCUCCGGGCAAUUUACCAAGGGUUACGGAAUUGAUGACUACCCAGAUGACUCAACCUCCUUGAAUAAAGAGUUCGAAAAGUUAAUGUUACGAUACAAAUCCCGGUCAAGUUGCAGUCAGUCUUUAGUCUCUGGAACGUCAGUGAUGAGCGAAGGCUUGAAAUAUGCUCUUGGUCGUGACAUAGCAAUUGCUAAGGGGGGAGUAAAACAAGAUUAUACGGAUUUUGAUGAUGAUCUAAAAGCCAUAACAAUAAAAAAAUGUUUCGAAUUGAAUGGAGUGGAUCAAGACGAAGACAGUGGAAGCAAUUCCACAUAUGACGGAGAAAACACUGAACGAAUGACCAUUUCAUGUUCUAACAGUAAUUCGAACCUAAAUGUUAUGAAGCACAACCAUCUAACAAUGCCCAGUUCUAGUAAGACGAAAAAGAAGUCAUCCACGAAGGAAGGUUCUCAAAACAACGAUGGUAUUAUGGAAUUUCCAAAACCGCUAGACCCUGGGUUACUUGCGAGAGAAAAGGGAGAGUCUUUAGAACAAAAGCGCUUACGUAAAGCCGCUAUCAAGGAACACCGUCAACUGCGACGAAAGAUACGUAAAAUCAACCAGUUGAACUUCCGUCAGGAGAAAGAGAGACAAAUAAAAAACAGUAUGCAAACAAUGAUAGUUCACUAGCUAAAGUUACUGAAAUACUUGAUUGUACAGAAUAAAUCACUAAAAUCAUCACAUAAAUUUUAUUGAAAUAUAGUUACAUAAACCUCAGCUGCGGCUACUCAAUAUUUUAAAAUCUGGAAGCGAAAAUCCUCGGUUACUGUUUGCUUAGCUCUACAUUUUGGAACACUCAAUGAUAAAUAAAUCUAAUCUUAAUUUAACUACAGUAAAAGCUACUCGUAGAAAUAACACUCGUUUGUCUUGUGUCUAUUUGCUCCAAAUACACAUAUAGAGAUACAUAU